Molecule: messenger RNA, 898 nt
Organism: Perognathus longimembris pacificus (Pacific pocket mouse)
Lineage: Eukaryota; Metazoa; Chordata; Mammalia; Rodentia; Heteromyidae
Gene: Pgpep1l
Product: pyroglutamyl-peptidase I like
Exons: 5
Coding region: 78-713 (211 amino acids)
Biological process (GO): proteolysis
Cellular component (GO): cytosol
Molecular function (GO): pyroglutamyl-peptidase activity
Source: RefSeq, a predicted model, not a curated record
GGGAGGCGGGAGAGGAAGGGGGUGCGAGGUGGGCCCCACACCGUGAGCCUGGCCCCAGCCCAGGGCGCCAGGGCUUCAUGGAGCCGCCGUCCAGCUGCGUGGUGGUGACCGGUUUUGGGCCCUUCCGGCAGCACCUGGUGAAUUCUAGCUGGGAGGCAGUGAAGGAGCUCGCCAAGCUGGGCCUGGGGACCCGCCCAGAGUUAGAGCUUCACAUUUCCCAGCUGCCCGUGGAUUACAGGGAGGCGGAGCGGAGGGUCGCCAGCAUCUGGGAAGAUUUGCACCCACAGCUUGCCGUGCACGUGGGUAUGGACAGCUCUGCCAAGGUGAUCUUUCUGGAACAGUAUGGAAAGAACCGAGGCUACAGAGAUGCUGACAUCCGGGGCUUCCGGCCGGAAGAUGAUACGUCUGCGAUUACAUCUACUACUCGUCCCUCCAUCACGGAAAUGGGCACGCAGUCCUGGUCCACGUCCCUCCGCUCUCCCGUGGGCUCCCAGCCAGCCUGCUGGGGAAAGCCUUGCAAGUCAUUAUCCAGAAAAUGCUGGAAGAGAAUGGGGAAAGCCCAAGCUCCAAGCCCAGUCAGCGGAAAAGUGGAAGCACAGGGAUUGCAGCCAAACGGAACCAAUUGCAGGAAAGUCUCCUUUAGGGGAAAGGAAGUGAUUCCAUCCUGUGGGCAGAACUUGGGCUGUGAGAAGCUUUGGAAGAAUUGCUUAUAACACUGUUUACGUGGAGGGGAAAUUAUACUUCUUUUCCUUUCUGAAUUAGCCCAAGAAAAAUCACAAAGUUAUUUUAUGGAAAGAAGAACUCUUUACAAGGCAGAUAGGUUGUACCAAAAAAAUUAGCUUAAGCCCAGUGCUCAUGUCUAACACCUGUCAUCCUAGCCCCACAAGGAGGCUGAGGU